Molecule: messenger RNA, 885 nt
Organism: Notechis scutatus (mainland tiger snake)
Lineage: Eukaryota; Metazoa; Chordata; Lepidosauria; Squamata; Elapidae
Gene: GCM1
Product: GCM transcription factor 1
Biological process (GO): gliogenesis; regulation of transcription by RNA polymerase II
Cellular component (GO): nucleus
Molecular function (GO): RNA polymerase II cis-regulatory region sequence-specific DNA binding; DNA-binding transcription activator activity, RNA polymerase II-specific
Source: RefSeq, a predicted model, not a curated record
AUGUUGAGAGUUGCUGCUGAUGUUAGCAUGGAACAAGAAAACUUGUCUUCUAAAAAUGAGGAUGUUCUCAGCUGGGAUAUUAAUGACAUCAAACUUCCCAAGGAUGUGAAACAGAUAGACUGGUUUCAGGAAUGGCCCGAUUCCUACCUAAAAUACAUCUACAGUGCAGAUGAUAAAAAUGCUCAGAGGCACCUGAGUAGCUGGGCCAUGAGGAACACCAACAAUCACAACUCGCGCAUAUUGAAAAAAUCCUGCCUUGGUGUGGUGGUCUGUGACAGUGAUUGCUCCACUUCGGAUGGAGGGAAGUUGCACCUGAGACCAGCCAUAUGUGACAAAGCCAGGCAGAAACAGCAAAGGAAACCAUGUCCUAAUUGUAAUGGACCUUUGAAAUUGAUUCCAUGUCGAGGCCAUGGUGGAUAUCCUGUAACAAAUUUCUGGAGACAUGAAGGACGGUUCAUAUUUUUUCAGUCAAAGGGAGCUCAUGAUCACCCAAGACCAGAAACCAAACUGGAAGCAGAAGCAAGAAGGUCAAUACAAAAAGCAUAUAUUUCAACUUCUCCAAGACUGAAGAGGAACAGAGAGAUGGAGUCCCUAACAGGAGAGAUGCAAAGUGAUGAUACUUUAUUGUUAAUUGUUCCCAAACAUGAAGAGCGAAUAGCACACAGUAGCUUCAGUGGAUACUUCAGAGAGAAUCCAUCUCAAGAGCUAAAUAAUUGCUUGACUUUCACCAAAGGCUUCAGUUCUACAAAGUUGCCCUAUGUAUUAGAGCACACUCAAGAUAUGGACUAUAGCAAAUACUUGGACAAGUACAAGCCAGUUGGAAGCAGUGAAUAUGAUGGUGGAGAGCCAGUGGAAUUGAUGGCUGCUCUCAAACAGUACAGCUAA